Molecule: messenger RNA, 1756 nt
Organism: Fundulus heteroclitus (mummichog)
Lineage: Eukaryota; Metazoa; Chordata; Actinopteri; Cyprinodontiformes; Fundulidae
Exons: 4
Coding region: 149-1000 (283 amino acids)
Cellular component (GO): nucleoplasm; cytoplasmic stress granule
Molecular function (GO): RNA binding
Source: RefSeq, a predicted model, not a curated record
GACUUCCGCUCGCAGCUCGUAUAUUAUCCCGCGUCGUUUUCCGGGUGGUGGUUACAUUCAGGCGAGCGAGCGAGCUGUCGUUAUAAUCAACCUUGUAAACAAAAGUUGCUAAACGGGUUGACUUCAACGACACGUGAAGGAAAAAGACAUGCAUAUCAAAACCGGUACAUGGGAAGCAAGCAACACGGUGUGCGAGUCAGAAAGUCUGUGUGACCAAGCAGUCCUUGUCUCAGCAACCAAGUCCGAGCCACAAAUCCGUAACCGGCGCCUGUCUCCUGGUUCGGGCAACUGCGGAGGAGGGGGAGGAGGAGGCUGCAUCUCCGGUAGAGACCAGACUCCACGUCAGCGGCCACCUCAGGACGAGCUGAACGGCCCGAGCGCCCGCAGGGAGAAGGAGCGCAAACACCUGCCUCACAAGGGUCGCUCCAUCCGGAGGGAGGGUCAGAAGGGUCCUGUCCGAGUCAGCGAGCGGCCACAAAAGGCUCACCAGAAGGAGAAGUGGGUGGAGGACAGUCUGUCAUUGCUCAAGCCCCCGCCUGCUUUCCCUGUGCAGGACAGUCCUGCCAAGCUGCAGCCCGCUGUCAGCUACGCUUCCAAGGUGAAGGCAGGAGCAACGGGCGGAACGCUGGAGGAGGAGCGCCCCGCCAUUGGUGACUUGCUGCAGAACCAGUGGGGUUUAAGUUUUAUUAGUGAAGCUAAGCCAAUCACAGAAGUCCCCCUCCCUCACCCUGCAACCAGCCCUCUCCUGGGCACGGAUGAUAAACAUCCAGGAGACCUAGAGCAUGACGCAGCUCUCACAGAUCUGCUUCCUGCUCCGACUUCUGAGAUGGUCACGUGUGCAGAGGUGGGGGAGGCCAGUGGGGACCUCUUGCUGAGCUGUCGCCAUCUAGUGGAGGCUUUGAACUAUCACAAUAGAGAAUGGAAUAUUAUCUGCAACAGACAGAAGAGAGAUCCAAAAAGAGUCGUCUGGUACCAGGAGACUCCGGAGCGCCCGGCCUAGCAGUGCGGCCGCUGCGGAGCAUCGAACACACACCUUCACACACACAUUUAUACUCACGGAAGAUGGACACAUUUGAGUCCCACUCACAAGCUGCACUCAGGAUGAUGUCUUCACAUAAAGCCACACUGAGACACUUUGGACUAACUCCUUUGAGACCUUACAGCAAUGGACUUUUUUUAAAUGCCUUACAGAAAGCCUGCCUUAAAUAAUCACCUCAUUCCUAUUUUAGCUUCUUCCUGUAAAGCUGGUCUUUUCCCCUCCAUUGUCCCCCCCCCCCUUUUUUUUUUUUAACAAUCUCUCGAGGAGUCUAAUUUAAUAUUUUUGUUCCCUUUUUGAAAGCUGCGGUUUUAUUCAAUUUAGUCUUCUGCAAAGUGAGCGGUGAAUCAAGCACUUUGUUUCAAACUGACCAGUCCCUGUGCGUGAGAAGCCCUUGCUGAUUUCCAGUUCUAAACCAGAAGAAUGUCCUGUACCUACUUGAGUUUUAUUGUUCAUGAAUGCGGGGGGGUCGUCAGAACCAUGUCUUCAGUUUACAGCCGGGUCCGGUCAGAAGCCCGGUAGAGUUCAGCCGUUACCCCACAGAUCUUAACGCUGUGCUAAUUUUUAUCUGGUUCCUGUCGGGUGAAUGGUUGAAUCCAUAAGGGAUGUCGCCACAUUCAGUGUGCUAGGUUUUGAAAAAUUGUUUGAAUUAAUGUUAAAAUUACACUGGAGGAUGGACAUGAGAAAGUACUGCUUAAUAAAAAACAGAAUAAACUUAAA